AUGUGCAUCAAACGGUUGUGGAGAAUGAAAACAAAAAAGCAAACUCUAUCAAGAAAAAACCGCUACAUUUGGGAACUUCAACGACCCUCUUGAACUUUCAAACUAUGAAAUUUUCUUCAUGAUUUUGGUCAAAAGAAUAAUCUAAAACCAUAAAAAGACCAAACAUAAUUAAGAGAAAACACUGAAAAAGCAAGAACAGGAGAAGAGACAAAAGAAGAAUGGAGUAUCAAUCUUUUGGAAGGUGCCAAAAACCAAAAGGGUCAAACAUAAAACAGGUAUUGAAGUUGAUGUUAGUUUUGGUGUUUUCUGGUUGGUUGCUGUAUCAGAUCAAGCAGACAGAAACAAAGAAUUAUGGUGGUCAAACCAAGCUUGUUGCAGGAUGUGGUGGAGUUAAAUUGUUGGGACGGAAAGGGAUGUCGACGCGAUUGGAUGAAAGAUCUCUUCCUGAAUCAAGAAAGGUUGAUUCUGUAGGAGAAGCUAGGGGAAUGGAUCAUGUAUCUGAUGGAGCCGUAGAUGCUGGCGUAAUAAUGGAGGAAAUAGAUGAGGUUCAAAGUUAUCGUGAUGAAAAUGGUGUUCCACCCGACAGUAAUGAAGACACCGAAAUUAAAGAGGUGAAAAACGAGAUGCAUGAAAAUGUUGCAGUGACUGCUGCAAAUGCUGGUGUAAUAAUGGAGGAAAUAGAUGUAGUCCAAAGCUAUCAUGAUGAAAAUGGUGUUCCACCCGACAGCAAUGAAGGCACCGAAAUUAAAGAGGAUGAAAACGAGAUGUAUGAAAAUGUGGUGGCGAGUACUGCUAAUGUUGGUGUAAUAAUGGAGGAAAUAGAUGAAGCCCAAAGCUUUCAUGAUGAAAAUGGUGUUCCGCCCGAGAGUAAUGAAGAAAACAUUUCAACUUUUAGCGAGGUAAAUUGGCUUAAAAAGAUCAAUAUUCGUGAUGUCACAAAUGGAGAAGAUAAUGAUGUCGAAAUGAAAUUGGAAGGAUCGAUGAACGCUACUCAAGACAGCGAAGAAAUAAAUAUGGGAACUACUACUUAUGUUGAUACUUCAGGUUCACAAUCAAGAAAUAUUUGGAGAUAGCUUGGUUUAAAGAGAUUGUAAAUAUGUUUAUCAUCGUUGUAAACAAAAGGUUAUAGAUGCCAGAAAAAGUUGUAAGAAGGUGUAAGUCCUAGGAUCAGAGGAUGUAUUUUUUCUAUAAAUCAUGAACAUAUAUGAUGUAAUCUUCCUCUCAGAA
This is a messenger RNA of Vicia villosa (hairy vetch), 1227 nucleotides long. RefSeq lists its product as uncharacterized. The coding region runs from base 219 to 1073 and encodes 284 amino acids. Lineage: Eukaryota; Viridiplantae; Streptophyta; Magnoliopsida; Fabales; Fabaceae. The transcript has 2 exons. The record is from RefSeq and is a predicted model, not a curated record.